AAGUUUGUUCCAAUUUCGGUGAUCACUUAAAACUGACAUUUUAAGUUUUAGAUUCCAUUCAACCGGGCGUGUGUUUCAAAUUUUCACGCUCUCUUUUGCUCAAUAGGCGUUUGUUAUCAUACGAAAGGUGGACUUGCUCGGUAUAAUAGGAAAAUGUUCUUCAAUAUGGACAAAUCGUGGUAGAAUUACGAUAGAAAUACCAAUUAAGAUAUGAAUAGAAUAAGUACGAUAUGUAUGGCGUGAUAUUGAAAUUUAACUUCGAUGAAAUACUUAAAGGCAGUCAAAAUCAUGGCCGUCUUGUAUGUAUUGCGAUUUUUAUAGUUGAAAUUUGGAUUUUAAAAUCAAUAUAUAGAUACCUUUGGUCGAUAUUGAGAAUUGAAUGCUGUGGGCGGAAUAAAAACAGUUCGGAUUUAUGCGAUCACAUCUACAAUUCUCUCAAGAUAUAAUGCAACGACAUUCAAGAACACGAAAGUAAAGACUACUUAUUUGCGAGUAACUUCAUUGUCUGAGGUUACAAAAAUGUCAAAAGCAAGUAACUCCGGAGUGGAGAAAAGCACAAACAGGUUGAAUGUCGAAGUACAAAGAGUGUCCUCUUUUAAGACAGUAAAACGUCCAGUUAUUAAGAAGAGAAAUGAAGAUAAAGGUUUCAAAAUAUUUUCCGGGCCUAGUAGACCAAAACAUAAUGGAUUGACUUUAGACGUUUUGCAAUCAUUGUCGCCAUUUAAAAAUGGCGUCGAUUUAGUGAUGCAAGAGUCACGUGAUAUGUUGCUGAACUGCAUAACACUACACCCAAGUGUUCACGAAGUACUUUUUCCGGAAGUGACGAAAGAUCCCCGAAUAACCGACGAAGAUUUACGGGGAUUUCCGAUUCACAGCCUGGCGGCUGCAGUCAUUUGCGAGGCCAUUUCAAAAGGAGAGGAUCCGUACAAGUUUUACUGUAUGAUCGAAAAGAAUAACUUGGAAAAUGUGCUGACUGAACUGUACACUAGUGUACAUUGGAAGAAAUAGGGGUUCUCCAUGUACUGCACUCUGUACCCGUCCGUAGUGAGAGACGCACGGACGAACAUCAGUUUGCAAGACUUCAUUGACGAUGAUGGGCCGGAGUGGGCGGAGCGUAUUAUUGAGCGCAUGACGGAGCCCUCUUGGACGAUGGGAUGGGUGCAGAAAAUAGUCCGCGGUCAUGUGACAGAGGAGGAAUACAACAUGGCGAUGAACACACUGUUCGUCAAAUUGCACAUGUUGGACCCGCAGUCUGUCAUUCCGACCUUUCAUCUGCUGAAUCACAUCCGAGCUCUCCCGGAAUGCAACCUAGAGCUGGCCACCCGGGACUACCUCGGAGGAAUGCAACCUAGAGCUGACCACCCGGGACUACCUCGGAGGAAUGCAACCUAGAGCUGGCCACUCGGGACUACCUCGGAGGAAUGCAACCUAGAGCUGGCCACUCGGGACUACCUCGGAGGAAUGCAACCUGGAGCUGGCCACUCGGGACUACCUCGGAGGAAUGCAACCUA
Messenger RNA from Dreissena polymorpha, 1511 nucleotides. RefSeq lists its product as uncharacterized. Lineage: Eukaryota; Metazoa; Mollusca; Bivalvia; Myida; Dreissenidae. The transcript has 5 exons. Bases 1018 to 1392 code for a protein of 124 amino acids. The record is from RefSeq and is a predicted model, not a curated record.